GCACAGCGUCCAGCGUUGGACCACCAAAAAGGGCUGCCCCACGCCCUACAGCGAGGCACAGCUCGACCCAAACGCGACCGCCGCGACGCCACUGGCGAGAAGAGCAGCAGUUCGGCUCGAGACUGCCGCGGACCAACCCUGUGUGACAGCCCAUAGGCAGGCAGCACCAUGCCCCGCCGCUCGUUGGAAGGCCCCAAGAAGGCGCCGGACCUGGUUCCUAGAAACUCAAGGGGAGGCGUCCUGGUCACCGACGAAGAGCUGAAGAGCGCCUUCGACUUUUUUGACGUCGAAGGGUCGGGCAAAAUAACCCAGGCCCAACUCAAGAAACGACUAGGCGUGUUUUAUAAAGAUAUGCCCAACAAGGAGUACAAAUUUUUGAUGAAUGAUCAGAGCGAACUGACGCUAGAUGACCUGCGGGAGUUACUGCUCGACAACGAAGUAAAAAACUUCGACCCCGUCGCCGAGGCCUUCAAGGUCUACGACCCGGAGGGGACGGGGUUCGUCGACACUUCCGUGCUCAAAGCGAUCUUCGAGAACCUCGGGUUCGGCGAGAUCUCCGAGGACGACCUGGCGGUGCUGACGGAGACCGGUGAUGUGGACGGCGACGGGCGCAUCUCGCUGAUGGACUUCCGGAAGAUGCUGGACUUCAACAAGGAGCCUGAUCCGGUUGCGGCGCCGGCGCCCGCGGACGAGGAGGAAAAGGAGUAA
Molecule: messenger RNA, 708 nt
Organism: Pelagomonas calceolata
Lineage: Eukaryota; Pelagophyceae; Pelagomonadales; Pelagomonadaceae
Source: the annotation of a GenBank genome assembly